AAUCAGGGGCGCUUUCGUCAGAGGGAUGCUGCGUCGUCACCAGGCCUGGCAGGGUAAGAAAUCAGAGCCAGCCACAGCAAGUGACGUACAGGAAUGCAUUUUGGGGCGGUGGCUAUUUUUGGUGGAGUCGUCCAGCUGAACCGUUGGUUGCGUCUUGGCGUGGUAGCGGACCUGCGUGCUACACGUACGUACUGACUGUGCGGCGCUGAUGCACAGGCGAGAGGCGGAUCCAUAAGGACAGGGUGCUCGCGCGCGUGUGUGAGAGAGUUACUGAGUGUCAUCGGGACUGAUAAUCCGGACCUAGACUAGCUCUACAACUACCCUUGUGCCGUGUGCUUUCCCCUGCUGGCUUGGAGUAGAAAGAGGAACGGAGCUAUUAAAAUUCAGGAGCCGACGAAAAUUAAGUGUGACCGUCGACAGCUGGGAGCAGCCCGCUGACAACCCCACACCUACCAUCACGUUCUAGUCUCCGUUCUUUAUAUCAAUACAGACGACCUCCUCACAAUGGGAUCAUCCCUGGAGCAGGCGGCUCUCCUGUUAAUUCUUCUGCCGUUGUUAACAGGUCACACCCAUGCACAAACUACGGCGGCGUCGAGCCCUCUGCCCGACCUGGCCAGCCCCUCACAGCCGGUGGACACAUCGCCACAGGACGCAGAGGACACAACACAGCUCCAAGCAACCACCGAGUUCUACUCAUCUGAGGCCUCGGCCACCGAAACACAGCCGGGGGCACCCUCGGCUAGCGGAACAGCCACAGACCCAGGGAUUCAAGCUGUGACGACCGCCUCAGAAGCUGUCGCGGCUGACAAUGUUACCGUUCUCGCAGCAGGUGCAACAACAACUGUGUUGGCAGCAACAACGGAAGCAGGGUCCACCGUUGCAAGAACAGCUACAGAGCAACAGGUGGCAGAUAAUGAUACCACUGCUGCACCUGUCGCGGUGGGAGUAUCUACCGUGACAUCAGGGCCUAGUGUAGUAGAUACCAGCACCGUACAAAUGAUGGCAACGACUGAAGAGGUGUUGGAAACAGGGUUUGAGGACCUUGUUCCCGGAACCGACGAGCAGCCAGAUUCUUCAGGUGUGACCAAAAUGCCGGAGACUACUACAACUCCUCCACCAGUCGUGGUGAUGGGGAACACCACAGUCGCCUCAACUGCUGUGCCUGGAAACGUGACAGAAAAUGCCACACGAGCUGCCUUUCUACCCUUUAUACCCCGUACAACAUCCCGCCCUGUUGUGUCUACACGAGCGAGCACAGAGGAGCCAGCGGUGUCUACAACACUCAGGCUCACCACACAGAGCGUGCCGCGCACGACAACGGAGGACCUGUCCAGGGCCGUUCCGGUGGCACCACCUCAGACGACCACAGGCCCACCCACUACUACAGAUCAUAGACCAAUGAUAACAACAACAAGAACAACUUCAGUAGCAGCAACAACAACAGUAGCAGCAUCAACAACAACAACAACAACUAUAACAACACCAACAACACAAACAUCAACACCAAUGCCAACAACAGUGUCAACUCCUCGCGUUGUUCGAGGACCGACAUUUCCACCCCAGUUGAUCCCAAGUAAGAACCAGGCAGACCUGAGCAAUGAGGAGUCAGACAACAUCGUGACUGUGUUCUUCAACGGCACCAGGUCUAAACUUACUAGGAACUCAUGGAUCCUCCAGUAUGAUGAGACAUUCAGAGAGGACCUGUCAGAGAUCAUCAAUGACAUCAGUGCCGGGCUGAACGUCCAACCCACCGACGUGAUCUACGUGGAACCGACCCCCAAACUCCGGCGGGAAGGGCUGCUGGAGGUCUCCAUAUUUGUGUAUAACAGGACCAGCAGGACAGAUAACAAGCUAGAGAAGAGGGAUGCCGACCAGUCCACGGUGUCUAAAGAUGUCGUAGAGGCUGCCCUGAAUCAGAUGAAGGACCAGUAUGAGCAGCAGGAUAGGGAUGUUGAGAUAGUAGAAGUCUCCCCAGGCCUUACCGCACCCCAGCCAGCGUUACCCACCAGACAGACCUCCAUCUUCGGCGAGUACUUCUCCCUGUUCAUCGCCCUUAUAGUGAUCGCGUGCGUCUGCGUGGUCAUCAUCCUGCUGGGCGUGCUGUACCUCUGCGUCCGGAAGAAGAAGGGGAAACUCCGAGACCACGAGAAGGUGAUUGUGGACGACGGGCUUCGUCUGGACAGCUACCAGGCGCUCGACAACCCCGGCGCGACCUUCACGGACGACGAGAUCCUGACGGGGCAGAACGGGAAACCGAAGGCCGAGGAAGCGUGGACUGUCAAACCGUCGGCGCCACCGCCGCCGAACGGGAGAAUCGCGGAAAACACAGAGGAAGAAGACACGCAUUUGUGACCAACUUUCUCUGCUUAGUUUGGUAAAGUGAAACAUACAUCAGUGUAAGACCUAGGAAAACAAAUGUUGUGUUUCCUGUUUCAGUCCUGAAAAAAUUAGGGUCGCUAGGUAGGGAUUAUCUUUUUUUCUUCCUUCUUUUAGACUUAGUGAUAUCUAUAUUGGGGUCCAGAUCAUGGAGCUAGAAAAGGUUGAUCAGCUUGAAAAAUUAUGCCCCUUGCAGGGGUCCACCCUAAAAAAGAGGCUAGCGUUGGCAGGUUUUUCUAGGGUCGGUCGGGAAACAGGAAACACAACUUUUUUUUUCCUAGGCCCAAAGAGAAACAUACAGCACCCAUCUUGCCUAUUACCAGUGAAUGAUAUUGUCAUCUGAUCUUUUCACA
Molecule: messenger RNA, 2729 nt
Organism: Branchiostoma belcheri (Belcher's lancelet)
Lineage: Eukaryota; Metazoa; Chordata; Leptocardii; Amphioxiformes; Branchiostomatidae
Product: mucin-5AC-like
Exons: 8
Coding region: 505-2352 (615 amino acids)
Source: RefSeq, a predicted model, not a curated record